ACGCUACUGUUGGACUGUUGGUGCUCCCCAGCGCGCCGUCGAAGGCCACCACACGGAGGUCGACGAGGAGCAAGAGGAACCGAGGAAGAUGAUGAGGAGGACGAGGACGAGUCAUCGAAGAAGCAGCUGAGCCCGGUCUCCGUGCUGGAGCAGCGCCUGUUCGAGCACUCGCCGCCGCCGCACGCGCAGACGAGCUCCUCUCCUCUGCAGCCUGCAGGUCGUCUCCUCUGCGGCUCUGCCUCCUCUCCAAUCCAGCAAGUAUGUCCUCCGCUGCCUCCAAUCCAUCGCCAAAAGCAGUGAACAAGCUACAACUUAAGAGAAAUCCGGAUGAUAUAGGGUGGCAGUAUGGAGUUCUUGUUAAUCAAGAUGAUCUGAAUGUGAUCCAAUGCAAGUUAUGUCCGAUGGUUGUGAGGGCUGGAAUUUAUAGGUUGAAGUUACAUAUUGCUGGCAUAAAAGGGCAAGUCCGGUCAUGUCCCAAUGCGAAUCCAGAGGACAGGGAGAACUGCAAGAAAGCUAUUGAAGAUUCCAAGAAUGUUAAAAGGUCUAGGAUAUUGGAACAACAAGAGGUUAGAGAUGCUGUGACCGAUGAUAUGAUGGACAUAGAAGAUGGCAGCACGGGCCUUGACGACAUUGGCACCUCUCAACCACGAGCAGUUGGUCCUAUGGACAAGUUCACCAUGCCUAUGGACUCUAGUUCUUUGGGUUCCUCAAGAAACCUCCACAAGCAAAAGAUUUCUGAACAUAUAAAGAAAGAAAGGUUGCACAAGUUGAAGAGAUAUAUUGCAAGGUGGAUGUAUGUGCAAGGAAUUCCUUUCAAUGCGAUAAAUUGUGAUGAGUUUGACCAAGUGUUGGAAGCUGCUGGCCGCUUUGGGCCAGGUGCAAAGAAGCCUUACCAACAUGAGCUGCGGGAGAAACUACUGCAUGAGGAAGUUGAGGAUACAAAGAAGAUGGUUAUUGAUCAUGCACAAGAAUGGGCCAGUACAAGGUGCUCUAUUAUGACUGAUGCAUGGACAGAUCAAAAGAGGAGAAGCAUAAUGAACAUGUGUGUUAAUUCUUGUGUUGGAACAUCUUUUAUUGAGUCAAAGGAAGUCUCAGCUGAGGCACACACAGGACAAAUGAUUUUUGAGCUUGUUGAUGGAUUUAUUGAGAAAGUUGGGGAGGAAAGGAUUGUCCAAGUGGUCACAGACAAUGCAUCAAAUAACAUGGCAGCAAAGGAUCUGCUUUAUGUCAAGAGACCUCAUUUGUUUUGGAGUUCAUGUGCAACCCAUAGUAUUAACCUGAUGCUUGAAGCAAUUGGGAGGAUGAAAAAGUUCAAGACCAUACUUGAUUCGGCAAAAGAUCUAACCAUCUUUAUUUAUGCUCACCACAAGGCUUUGUCCCUGAUGAGGAAAUACACAAAGAAGAGAGACAUUAUUAGGCCAGGUGUGACCAGAUUUGCAUCUGCCUCUCUCACUUUGCAAAGCUUGUAUGACAAGAAAGAACAACUAAGGAUGAUGUCCCAAAGCGAGGAAUGGGAGAAAAUUAGUCAUGUCAAGAAAAGCACUAAAGGUGUACAAGCCACAGCCACAUUGGUGAAGCCUAUGUUCUGGAAUGGUGUUAAUCUUUGCUUGAGGGUUUUUGAACCAUUAGUUCAAGUUCUUCGCAUGGUUGAUGGGGAUAUUAAACCAUCAAUGGCUUGGGUGUAUGGUGAUAUUCUUAAGGCCAAGGAGGAAAUAAGGAUCGGCCUAGGGAAUGUAGACAAGACUGGGGCUGCUUUGUACAAGAGUAUCAUACAAAUUGCGGAGGAGAAAAUGAAGAAACGGUUGGACUGUCCGGUUCAUAUGGCUGCAUAUUGUUUAAAUCGUUAUUAUAGCUAUAGCAAGCCAUCCAUCUUUGACUGUGAGGAUGUCAUGGAUGGGUUUAUUGCAGCUAUUGAAACAUUCUAUCAUGGUGACUACAACAAACAGAGUCAAGUGCUCAAUGAUGACUUUCACAAGUUUAAAGGAAAGCUGGACAUUUUGCAAAAAAAAGUAGCACAAGCUGGCCGCAAGGAUUAUGAUUUCAGUCCAGAUAUUUAAGUUGAUUGCAUCAAAUUGUAUCGUUGGCUGUUCUACUAAGUCUAACCAUUUAUUCUUGUGCAGCUAAGUGGUGGGCAACUUAUGGAACACAAGUUCCAACAUUACAGAAAUUUGCUAUUAGAAUUCUCUCUUUGACAUCAAGUGCUUCAGGUUGUGAAAGAAAUUGGAGCUGCUUUGAAGGGAUCAAUACAAAGAAAAGGAAUAGGCUCACAUGUGAGAGAGUUGAAUCACUUGUCUAUGUUAGAUUCAAUCAUCUACAUGCAAAGAGGAAAAAUAAAGCCAAAAAGAAUAAAAAUGCAGACCCGCUUGUACCAACCGAAGAAACCUUUGCUCAAUGAUGGAUGGUCCAAGGUGCAGAUGAAGAAGGGUCCGAUGUUGAGCCUGUGACAGGCCUCACAUGGAAACUAAUUGCUGAGACCUGUGGUGCUGAUGAGGUCACAAAACUACGUAGGAGUGCAAGAUUGGCUACUGCAAGAGAGGUUGAAGAAGAACCCGAGUCUGAUAGUGAAGAAGAAGCGAUAAAUGAGGAAGAUAUUGACUUUGAGUCUGAUCAUGAUGAUGUGGUGGUCACAACUGCUCUUGAGCAAGAGGGGGAGGAAGACAAUGAUAGUUGAUGGGCUAAGCAUUAGACUUUGGUCGUCAUAAUCAUAUUAGCACUAUCUUUGUCGUUUAUCCACUUUAUGAACUAUUGUUGCUUUCUUUGUAAGAACCAUGCUUUGUUUGUGACUUUGUGGUGCUUGGUUUGUAAGAACUAUCUAUGUUUGUGCUUUGUGGAUGAUGUUUGAUGUGUC
Panicum hallii is the source of this 2848-nucleotide messenger RNA. RefSeq lists its product as uncharacterized. Lineage: Eukaryota; Viridiplantae; Streptophyta; Magnoliopsida; Poales; Poaceae. The coding region runs from base 261 to 2057 and encodes 598 amino acids. The record is from RefSeq and is a predicted model, not a curated record. The transcript has 4 exons.